AUGGCUUUUCUCGGCUUUCGUAGAUUUCCUACACCAAUUAUAAGACCUAUGUGGCCUUUUAUGAUAAGUGGAACUAUUGUACUUUAUCUCGUUCACAAAAUUGAAAAAGCAGGGCAGUCUGUUCCUCCCUAUGAUAUCGAUCCUCGCAAUCCACGGGAGAACACGCUGAGCAUUAAAGAAAUUUUGGUUAUCUUUACUGAUUUCAAUAAAUUGAAGCAACAUGUUAAAGUGCAUUUAUGCUUUGGCAUAGCAGAAAGUGUUGUCAGACUUAAUUUUUAA
This is a messenger RNA of Dentiscutata erythropus, 279 nucleotides long. The record is from the annotation of a GenBank genome assembly. NCBI's taxonomy places the organism in Eukaryota, Fungi, Glomeromycota, Glomeromycetes, Diversisporales, Gigasporaceae.